Molecule: messenger RNA, 357 nt
Organism: Drepanopeziza brunnea f. sp. 'multigermtubi' MB_m1
Lineage: Eukaryota; Fungi; Ascomycota; Leotiomycetes; Helotiales; Drepanopezizaceae
Source: RefSeq, a predicted model, not a curated record
AUGCACGGCUCCCGCUUGAAUCCCAAAGCGCUAGAAGCACUCUGUAUCUCAAUCACACCCCAGGAGAUGACGAGCUCACCAUUUCACAAAGAAGCGAUUGCUAGUGAAGAGGCUUGCGGCGAUCCUCGCCCAACGACCGGCCCUUCCAUAGUGAUCCCGUAUAUCCAAAGCUCGGUUACCAAGCGGGACACAAAUGCAGCUCUAUAUGGAUAUGGCCGAAAGCCGGUUCACGAAGCAUCGACUCGACAGCAGCGGAUAAAGAGGCAGGAGCGAAUGAUUCCAUAUCCCUUCUGCACCGAGGCAGAAGCCCGACUGCUCUCAGGAAAGACUGCUCUCAGUAAAGCGCUGGGCCAGUAG